CAACUUUAAUCCCCUCAUUUACCUAAAGAAAAAUACUUUUAAUCCUCUCGAAACAUUGAAUCAAACAAAGGUUCAAUAAUCCAAAAGCUAGCUCUAUUUUACUGUUUUCCAGCUUUAGGCUCGCAUUCUUUGACUGUGCCAUGAUUUGUGGGCUAAAUUCUUGAAAUCAUUGCUUUCCUUAACUUUUGUCUCGAAAAAGCUUUGUGGGUCUUGAUUAGUUUAUGCAAAGAGUCCAACUUUCUUCUGCAUUAAUCUUAUUUUGGUGUUUUUUUUUCCUUGUUUUGCUGUUACCCACUUGAGAAUUCAUUAGGGUUUGACAGAUUUUUGGAGUUUUUGGGUUGAGGAUGGAGGGGCAAUGGGUGAAAGAGAGGGAAUGUGAGUUGAGGAGAGGGAGAUGAGUGAGGAAUGGGGUGUGUGUUUGGGAGAGAGGCGUCGAAGAGGCCAGUGGGGAGGGGGGAGGUGAGAGGGAGAGAGGAAUUUAGGUGUGCAAGAAAAGCGGAGGUGGUUGCGGAGAAAGCUGAGGAUGUAGUAAGUAAUGGAGGGAAUAAGAGGGAGGAGGAAGAGGAGAAGAAGGUUGAAGCAGCGCCAGAAGAGAGAGUACGGUCUAGGAGGCGGUCGUCGAGGACGAAUCCACGGCUGAGCAACCCUCCAAAGCACAUACAUGGCGAGCAAGUUGCCGCUGGAUGGCCCUCCUGGCUCUCCGAGGUUGCUGGCGAGGCAAUCAAUGGCUGGACUCCCCGUCGAGCUGAUACCUUCGAGAAGAUUGAUAAGAUUGGGCAAGGGACGUAUAGUAAUGUGUAUAAAGCUAGGGAUACUUUGACUGGGAAAAUUGUUGCAUUAAAGAAGGUUCGGUUUGAUAAUCUGGAGCCAGAGAGUGUUAAGUUCAUGGCUAGAGAGAUUUUGAUUUUGCGCCGUUUGGAUCAUCCUAAUGUUGUGAAAUUGGAAGGUUUGGUGACGUCCAGGAUGUCUUGUAGUUUGUAUCUUGUUUUCGAGUACAUGGAGCAUGAUCUCGCUGGAUUGGUUGCCAGUCCAGCUAUCAAGUUUACUGAGCCUCAGGUGAAAUGUUAUAUGCGCCAACUAUUAUCAGGGCUUGAACAUUGUCACAACUGCCAUGUACUGCAUCGUGAUAUCAAGGGAUCUAAUCUUCUUAUUGACAAUUGUGGACUUCUUAAAAUUGCUGACUUUGGAUUGGCUUCGUUUUUUGAUCCUAAUAACAAGCAACCCAUGACUAGUAGGGUGGUUACCCUAUGGUAUCGACCUCCAGAGCUUCUUCUUGGUGCCACUGAUUAUGGUGUUGGUGUGGACCUCUGGAGUGCUGGUUGCAUUCUAGCUGAGUUAUUAGCUAGGAAGCCUAUCAUGCCUGGUCGAACUGAGGUGGAGCAACUGCACAAGAUAUUCAAAUUAUGUGGAUCUCCUUCUGAUGAGUAUUGGAAAAAACUGAAGCUGCCACAUGCGACAAUUUUUAAGCCCCAGCAAUCAUAUACAAGAUGCAUAGCAGAGACAUUUAAAGUCUUUCCACCAUCAUCAUUGCCACUGAUUGAGAUUCUUCUUGCAAUUGACCCAGAUGAGCGUCAGACUGCUACAACUGCAUUGAGGAGUGAAUUCUUCAUGACCAAGCCAUAUGCCUGUGAACCUUCCAGCCUUCCAAAGUAUCCUCCCUGCAAAGAGAUGGAUGCUAAACUGCAAGAUGAAGCUAGAAGAUUGAGAGCAGCUGGAAAGGCUACUGGGGAUGGAGUGAAGAAAGCCCGUGCACGUGAUCGAGUAAGGGCAUAUCCUGCUCCAGAAGCUAAUGCAGAGCUUCAAGCUAAUAUUGAUAGGCGUCGUCUAAUAACACACGCAAAUGCAAAGAGCAAGAGUGAGAAAUUUCCUCCUCCACACCAAGAUGGGACUCUCGGUUAUCCUUUGGGUUCUUCACAUCCUAUAGAUCCUGUCUUUGAUCCCCCUGAUGUUCCAUUCAGUACUACAAAUUUCUCUUAUUCUAAAGCACCAAUCCAGACUUGGUCUGGACCAUUGGUUGACCCAGCUGCUGUGGUUGCUCCAAGGAGAAAGAAACACAGUGACGGGCGUCCACGCUCAAAGUCAUCCAAGAAAGACUUGCAUAAAGAAUAGAAUUCUCCUCUAAUAUAAGAGACACAAGAUGGUUUCUGGCUUCUUGUAAGAAUUUUAAUGAGGCUGCAGAAGCUGUUGAUACGAUGUUACUUAGGUACGGACCUGGAAGCCAGUUUAUUUGCAUGGAGAGGUAAAGAAAUCCCGUAUUCAUUUUUCCUAUUCCCUUGUUCUAUUUUUUGUGCGGUGAGAAGCUUCUCUAAUACUGUAUAUGUAUUAUUAUAUCUUACUUUGUAUUGAGAAUACUGCUUAGGUAAGUGAAAAUUUUAAUCAAUUUGUUCCUGGAUC
Messenger RNA from Rubroshorea leprosula, 2394 nucleotides. The record is from the annotation of a GenBank genome assembly. Lineage: Eukaryota; Viridiplantae; Streptophyta; Magnoliopsida; Malvales; Dipterocarpaceae.